Messenger RNA from Drepanopeziza brunnea f. sp. 'multigermtubi' MB_m1, 1335 nucleotides. RefSeq lists its product as uncharacterized. Gene Ontology annotation, biological process: proteolysis. Gene Ontology annotation, molecular function: aspartic-type endopeptidase activity. Lineage: Eukaryota; Fungi; Ascomycota; Leotiomycetes; Helotiales; Drepanopezizaceae. The record is from RefSeq and is a predicted model, not a curated record.
AUGGUCAAAUCAGUAUUCUCCGCCGCAGGAGCUUACCUCGUGGCUGCCCUGUCGGCUAGUUCAGCAUUCGCAGUUCCAACCGAGGACCACUAUUCAAAACCAGGAAUCUCGAAGAUGAUCUUCAUGCCCGGGAAGGAAUCGAUUCAUGGUGCAAUCAUGAACCUUACCGUGGGCAACCCUCCUCAGUCCGUGGGUCUCCUCAGCGAUUGGACCUGGCAGUCAACCUGGAUACACACUCCGGACUGUGCAGGCGUCCACAGCGUCGAGAGAUGUAUCCUGGCGGGCCAGCAGUACUUUGAGCAGACCAAGUCUUCGACAUUCAAGAACACGACCUACAAGCAACAAUCCUUCCUGGGGACUGAUUAUACGCCUGGCAUUCCUUUUAUCACGACCUUCGGCAAAGACACCAUAUGCUUUAACAGUGAAGUUGAUGGCAGCCAGAAGUGCUUGAAGAACACCGUGAUGCAGAACACGAAUCUGACCAACCCGCUCCCGGCUGUCUUCGAUAUCGCAGGAGUAUUCGGCUUCGCUCCAGUUCUCAGGGGUAUGAACGAGACUUUCUUUUCAGCACCCUACCAAUUUUUUAAGGCCGGGGUCCUCGAUUCAGUGGUGGGAUGGCACAUGUGCGAGCAGCUCAAGGACUCCAAAUCCUGCCACGGGCAAGACUACAUGACCGUCCUCGGCGGCACCGACCAAUCUGUGUACGAUCCCAGAGACACCGUCUUCCACGACAUCGUGGUGGAUGACUGCAUCAACUCGGGCGAGCACCUGUCGUUGAGCCCAGCCCGCACCAACUACUGGUCCUCUAGAUGGACCGGUCUAUGGAUCGACCACAAGCCCUUCUCCCUCAAGGCCACCAACUCCCCGAACUACAACGCGACGACCAGGAACCCUCGGUGCGACUCCAUCGAACCUAUAGCCAUCUGGGACGAGGACAAGUUCGGCCACGGUGCGCCCAUGCCCUGGGACGCGUUCAACUACCUCGUCAAGAAGACCAGCGCCACCCCGCUCGACGUCUUCAAUCUCCCGGGAAUUUCGCCCGUCAACCCGGGCGCCGGCGGCCUCCACGAAGUCCCUUGCCGCAAGAUCGAAAGCUUCCCGACCAUCUCCUACGAGAUCGGUGGACGGCAGCGGAUCUCUUCGGUGCCGCAGCAGUACAUCGACACCACCCUCAUUCCCGGGAAGUGUCUCCUGAACGCCCGCGUCUGGGACCGGCCGGUUGACGGGGCCCAGACCUUCUUCGGCUUGCAGGUGCUGAGCAGGACUUAUUUCCAAAUCAACUAUGCUACCAACCGGGUCGGACUGACCCCUUUGAACCCGCGACUCUUGAAGUAG